GGCUGGUGUCCUGCCCUCAGGACAUCCUCUCCAAUCCACCAUACACCACCUUACCCCUCUGCUGGCAAGAGGGGACCUGAUUCAUCCUCACACUAAACACUCAUUCUACCCAACUGAUUGAGACAGAACAGAAGAUAAACUGAAACUUCUCUGUCUUCCCACUGCAAGAGUGAAUGAGCGAUCCCUCUCAACUGACUCAGAAUGUUUGCCUCACCCAGGAGAUGGAGCUCGCGAAGGCCUUCUCUGGCCAGCGGACACUCCUGUCUGCCAUCCUCAGCAUGCUAUCACUCAGCUUCUCCACAACAUCCCUGCUCAGCAACUACUGGUUUGUGGGUACACAGAAGGUGCCCAAGCCCCUGUGCGAGAAAGGUCUGGCAGCCAAGUGCUUUGACAUGCCGGUGUCCCUGGAUGGAGACACCACCAACACAUCCACCCAGGAGGUGGUACAAUACAACUGGGAGACUGGGGAUGACCGGUUCUCCUUCCGGAGCUUCCGGAGUGGCAUGUGGCUAUCCUGUGAGGAAACUGUGGAAGAACCAGCACUGCUCCAUCCCCAGUCCUGGAAACAAUUUAGAGCCCUUCGGUCCAGUGGUACAGCGGCAGCAAAAGGGGAGAGGUGCCGAAGUUUCAUUGAACUUACACCACCAACCGAGAGAGGUGAGAAAGGACUACUGGAAUUUGCCACGUUGCAAGGCCCAUGUCACCUCACUCUCCGAUUUGGAGGGAAGCGGUUGAUGGAGAAGGCUUGCCUCCCCUCCCCUCCUCCCCCUUGGGGCUUUGUGGGAAAAAUCCUAUGGUUAUCCCUGGGAACGCAGAUCACCUACAUCGGACUUCAAUUCAUCAGCUUCCUCCUGCUACUAACAGACUUGCUACUCACUGGGAACCCUGCCUGUGGGCUCAAACUGAGCGCCUUUGCUGCUGUUUCCUCUGUCCUGUCAGGUCUCUUGGGGAUGGUGGCCCACAUGAUGUAUUCACAAGUCUUCCAGGCAACUGCCAACUUGGGUCCGGAAGACUGGAGACCACAUGUUUGGAAUUAUGGCUGGGCCUUCUACAUGGCCUGGCUCUCCUUCACCUGCUGCAUGGCAUCGGCUGUCACCACCUUCAACACGUACACCAGGAUGGUGCUGGAGUUCAAGUGCAAGCAUAGUAAGAGCUUCAAGGAAAACCCGAACUGCCUACCACAUCACCACCAGUGUUUCCCUCGGCAGCUGUCAAGUGCAGCCCCCACCGCGGGUCCUUUGACCAGCUACCACCAGUAUCAUAGUCAGCCCAUCCACUCUGUCUCUGAGGGAGUCGACUUCUACUCCGAGCUGCGGAACAAGGGAUUUCAACGAGGGGCCAGCCAGGAGCUGAAAGAAGCAGUUAGAUCAUCUGUAGAGGAAGAGCAGUGUUAGGAGUUAAGCGGGUUUGGGGAGUAGGCUUGAGCCCUACCUUACACGUCUGCUGAUUAUCAACAUGUGCUUAAGCCAACGUCUGUCUCCUGAGCAUGGUUUUUAGAGGCUAUGAAUAAGGCUAUGGAUAAGGUUAUCUUUAAGUCCUAAGGGAUUCCUGGGUGCCACUGCUCUCUUUUCCUCUACAGCUCCAUCUUGUUUCACCCACCCCACAUCUUACACAUCCAGAAUUCCCUUCUUUACUGAUAGUUUCUGUGCCAGAUUCUGGGCUAAACUGUGGAGAUAAAAAGAAGAGUAAAAUACACUUCCUGACCUUAAGGGUCUGAUACAUCUAGUUAUUGGUCUGGAAGUUGGAGAAAUGGAGGAGAGCAAAUUAGCGGUAGUGUGACUGUGGCUCAACUUUCCAUGGUACACGCGAAUUGUUCUGGAAGUCACAGAUGGGAAGACAGAAGCACCCGAGUGCUUUAUCAUAUAGCACAGAGGUCCUCCACACUGCCUGGGACAGUGUCCUGCAUACACAGUAGGUACCCAGUAAAAGUGUUAUUAAAUAUUGUCCCAGGAGCCCUUAGGAGAGUGGUUUAACAUGAGAAGGCACCAACAGCACACAGGGUCAGGGUCACUUCUAUAAAUAGCCCACCAAGGCUAUUCAGAUGGGACUGUGGUUCCCUUCUGGACAGUCAUACCAGGGACUUCCCAGUGAACAAGGGGGCAUAGGCUCCUCUCUGGAUCCCACCUUUUCAUCUCUUCUGAGAAAUGUACCCUAUUAUUUCCUCCAUAAAGAGUGCCACCUAUCCAAUUCCUCAAGGAUCUAGAACUAGAAAUACCAUUUGACCCAGCCAUCCCAUUACUGGGUAGAUACCCAAAGGAUUACAAAUCAUGCUGCUAUAAAGACACAUGCACACGUAUGUUUAUUGCGGCACUAUUUAUAAUAGCAAAGACUUGGAACCAACCCAAAUGUCCAUCAGUGAUAGAACUGGAUUAAGAAAAUGUGGCACAUACACACCAUGGAAUACUAUGCAGCCAUAAAAAAAGAUGAGUUCAUGUCCUUUGUGGGACAUGGAUGAAGCUGGAAACCAUCAUUCUGAGCAAACUAUCACAAGGAUAGAAAACCACACACCGCAUGUUCUCACUCACAGGUGGGAACUGAACAAUAAAAACACUUGGACACAGGGUGGGGAACAUCACACACCGGGCCUGUCAUGGGGUGGGGGGAGGGGGGAGGGAUAGCAUUAGGAGAUAUACCUAAUGUAAAUGACGAGUUAACGGGUGCAGCAAACCAACAUGGCACAUGUAUACAUAUGUAACAAACCUGCACAUUGUGCACAUGUACCCUAGAACUUAAAUCAAAAAAAAAAAAAAGAAUGCCACCCA
Molecule: messenger RNA, 2762 nt
Organism: Nomascus leucogenys (northern white-cheeked gibbon)
Lineage: Eukaryota; Metazoa; Chordata; Mammalia; Primates; Hylobatidae
Gene: GSG1
Product: germ cell associated 1
Exons: 7
Coding region: 174-1394 (406 amino acids)
Cellular component (GO): plasma membrane
Source: RefSeq, a predicted model, not a curated record